Molecule: messenger RNA, 3309 nt
Organism: Alternaria ethzedia
Lineage: Eukaryota; Fungi; Ascomycota; Dothideomycetes; Pleosporales; Pleosporaceae
Exons: 7
Coding region: 1-3309 (1102 amino acids)
Source: RefSeq, a predicted model, not a curated record
AUGGGCGACCCCGCAACUGAUCCCAAGGCGGCGCCGCUCGCCGACGAGCUGAAAGAGCUUGCUAUGUCGCUCCCCACGACGGCCUUCCCAAAGAACUUCUUCUGCGCCCUGUGUAACGAGCUUGCGUUCGACUCAUACAAGCUGAUCUGCUGUGCGAAAUCCAUAUGCUCACCAUGUCAAGGAAACCUCCAGUUCCCGACAGCGUGUCCCUCGUGCGACCACUCACCGCUCGAGGCCGACUCUUGCACACCGAACAAGUCUCUGCGUAACACGAUGCGAGUGUGGCUACAAAAACAGAAGAAGAAGGAAGAGGCCAAGGCCGCGGCACAGGCAGCUACCCCGCCCGUCGAGGUGACACCGGCCGCGCCUGAGGUCCUGCCGGUCGGUGAUGGUACAGAGCAGCCCGUAGACAGUGUUGAGGAUGCGCACAAGGCAGAAGGCGGUGCUGCUGAACAAGCUGCUGGUUCUGUCGAGGCCCCAGAAGAGGCUGGACAGCGCGCCGGCUCGGCCGCGGCUCAACCAAAGGAGGAAAAUGCUUCUCCUGAAAUUGAGACUGAGCGGCGCGGUAGCACCGCCUCCCAGAGCGUGACCAACAACACGGGACCUUCAGCGGCCGACAGCUCGACCGACGAGCAAAAAACCUCCAACGGAACUAAUGGCAUGAUGGGCAACAACCCGCCGAUGAGCGGCGUGCAAAGCCAGAUGGGCUUCGGCUUCCCCAAUCAGGGCGGCUUCAGCAAUGGCAUGGCUUGGAACGGGAUGCCUAAUAUCAUGGCCAACGGCGGCUGGAACGGCAUGAAUCCUAUGGAUUUCAACAACAUGAACGGAAUGUACGGCAACUUUGGAGGGAACAUGGGCUUGGGCAUGAACGACAUGUCUGCCAUGAAUAUGAUGCAGUACGGUGGCGGCUAUGGCAAUGGAUGGAAUGGUAUGGGCAGUGGCUAUGGAAACUUCAGCGGGCCCAAUCAGCUGGGUGGCUUUAAUCAAUCUGGAGCAUAUCCCGAGAUGAUGAACCAGUUUCCCAAGAAUAAUUUCCCAAACCAGAACCACAAUCGUUUCCAUGCCAAUCAAGGAGGAGCACAUCCUCAGCGAAACAACAAGAAUGGCAGCCAAGGUGGCUUUGGUCCUGGUUGCCAGAAUGCGCCUGGUCGUCCGGGCAGCCGUGGCGGUCCUUUGCAAAACCGUGACGACCAGUCGCCUGACGGAAAUGCCAACCCUGCUCCUGAGGUGAAGGCCGAGGGCGAGCAGUCGAAGGCGUCCGCAGAUCCAACUGAAGAAGGUAAGGACAUCGUCGACGCUAUUCCAGUAUCGCUCGAACCACAGACUUCAGCAGAUGGGGUUGGUGCUGGCAAUGCUAGCGAAGCUGCUGGCGACGACACUAACCAGGCAGGGGGUGGUCCACAAUGCGAGACUCAAGACGGCGGUCUGAAGCCUAUACAAACUGUAGACUCUGGCGAUGCAGACAUGCGAGAGUACGACCAGUCUAUGAUGGGCCCUGGUGUGCCAUACCCUCAAGGAAUGAUGAAUCAGUUCCCGGAUCAGCACAUGAAUGCAGCCUUCGACCCCAGUAUGAACAUUAUGGGAUACAAUGGCAACUAUGGUCCACGUGGCGGCUUCAAUAACGGGGCUUAUGGUGCGGCGACAGUUCUGACAGGUCAGCCAACGGAACCGAUUGGUGUCGGUGUUGCAGGUGCGCCAACUGGACCACGCGCGAUGAGAGAAGGUCGACCCAACACUGGUUUCUCGAGUCGUGCCCAUGGUGGGCGAUAUGCAGCCCCGCCACCACCCAAAAGCGUUGCGUCUGCUCAAGAUGCGACAGCUGCUAGUCCACAGCGUAGAGUUCGAUCGCGGUCACCUCUCCGAGAUGAGAGUAUGCGGGUCAAGGAACGCUCACCCACGCCUUCUCGACCACAAUCACGAACGAAGGGUGAUGACAGAAGUGAGCAACGUGAGCGAUCGCGUUCUGCAGAUCGUCAUUCUCGUCGCGAUGACCGCGGUAGAUCCGUUUCGCCAUUGAACAACGAAUACGAGGAUCGCAAAGACCGCAAGCACCAUCGAUCGUCACGCUAUGAUGACCGUGACCCGGAGUAUGAUGAUCGUUACCGCGACGAGAAGGGCAGCCGGGGUGACCGUACACGAACUGCAUCGGUAGACUCCAAGUAUCGUAGCAGCCGUCGUGACAAGGACAAGCACCGUUCAUCGCGGUCCCACCGCGACCGGAGCAAGGAGCAUCGUCGUCGCCAUCGCUCCCGAUCACCUCGUGAGGGAGACAAAUAUGAAGACGAAGAAGCGUACGGCAAUGGCGAAAAGGAUUCUGAUGGCAGUUCACGACGCAAGCACAGGAGCGGGCGCGACCGCUCACGCGACAAGGAACGUGAACGAGACCGCAAGGAUCGUAAAGAGCGAGAGCGAGACCGCAACUAUGAUUACGACCGCGAGAAGGAUCGCUCCCGCGACAAGGAUAAGGACAAGGACCGUAGGCGGCGUCGCGAUCGUGAAAGUGAAGACGAUGAGCGUGAUUAUGGGGACGACAAUCACCGCUCUUCACGCCGUAGUCGCAAAGAUCGCGAUCGCGAGCGACGCGAGUACGAUGAUCAUGAGCGCAAAGACAAGCCAUCUCAAUUGGAGAGGGAAGAGGAUGUCGUCGGUCAGAUGAUGAAGAAACGCGCUAUGUCUCCGCCCUUGAACGCACCAACCGGGCCCUCGGCGAAUGGCUUCAGCAUCAAGGGUCGCUCAAAGAACGCGGUCAUGCCUCCACCGGCCCAACCUCCUACCGGCCCACGAGCUUUCCAGCCACCCAAGGGUCCGGCUGCUGAUCGAAACAAAGACCGAAGCGGCGAAGCUAGGGAUCACCGUCGUAAAACCAGCGCCACUUCUACAUCGACUAUACCAACCGGCCCUUCAUCCAAAGACAAAGAAACGUUCCAAGACCAUUAUGCCGCUGAGCGAGAGCGCAACGCCCGAGAGCGAGAUAGUCGCGAACGCGUAGAGAAGCCACCCAGCUCCAGCAAGUCCCUUCAAUCACGCAUCUCUCCUUCAUCCCGCCCUACGCUCUCGAGUAAGCGUAGCAGAGACGACUUUGACGACGAGGCUCCGGUACCCACAGGCCCCAAAGCUGAUGCCAAGCCUCCCACAGGCCCCGCCGCGCAUCGUGACAAGCGCAGGAAGUCUGGUGCGACGGGUGACGACAACAUUGCCAGCCUCUUUACAGCGGGACUGCGUAAGAACGCCAAGGCUAGACGUGGUGGUGUGAGGACUGAAGGCGAUGUCGAGCGCGAGAUGAUGGAGCGGGAGCGGGAAAGGCGGUAA